AUGCAACAGUUUCCUAUCCAAGUAGACCCAGCCCGAACUAAGCAACGAUUACCAAUCGAAGCCAACCCAACUCGAAAGCCCCGUGGACGGCUGCCUUUACGACAUGCCCGAAGUUCCCCGCGAGCGUCGCCGAGUGAGCGUGAUAGUGUGCUCUCUGACUCAGACACACCCAUCACUGGCAAGCCCGUACAGACUCGUAACCCGGUUGGCGACUUGUCUGUAGGACAUCGCGUCGUCGCAACAGAUGAGAAGCCAUCUACUUCCAAGAAAUGGACGGGUGGACUUUCAGAGGCCGAGGCGCAUUUGUUGGUCUUCCUCAAAGAAGUCAAAAACCUGAGCUGGCCAGAAAUCACAGCGAGAUUUCAAGAACACUAUCCUGACCGUAAAUAUGGCACUUUGCAAACAAAUUACUCUCAAAAGAUCAACCGCCGUGACAGAUCACAGGAUCCUGCGCAUUUAACAUUGCCGUCCAUGUACGCAUCAGAGGCUCACGUAGAUUGGGCUAGAGUCUCCGCAAAUUUAAGCAGACCAAACAACCAACCAAGACGGAAGCGGGAAGUCGCUGCCUUGCAAGAAGAGCACAAGCCUCGAGCGUGGUCUGCGGCUGCCAAUUCGGUGCAAGACCAAUUGUCCGAUGCGGAGUCAGCAGGAAGGCGUCGCGGGCGUCCGCGACGAGCAGUGCCCGUUCAAAAUUACACUUGGCCAAAGAGUAACAGCCAGAUUGAGGGAGGUUCAUUCGAAGAAGAUGAUUCGAAUCGCACGGAUCUUGCAGAGGAAAGGCUUGCUGUGUCUCAGACUCCCGAAAAUCUUGUACCUGUUGCACAAAAGGCCAUCGCAGUCGAGAACGAACCUUUGUCGGUUGAUUUUGACAUGGACGAUGCCUUCUCCGCUCUUGCUGUACAGGACCGCGAAGCAUGCCCAGAGCGACUGCCAUAUCUCUCCUCUUUGCAACGAUCGGUUCUGCACAAUGUGCCCAGUGGCUUUGAGUGGGACCAGCUAGUUAGUCGCGACUGGCAAGGCACCCUGAUACACGUAGAUUUCAAUUCGAUAGAACUGGAUACUGUGGAGAACACGAUUACGAGCUUGCUCGGCCCUCAGCGAGAUCUACAACCGCAACUUCAACGAAAACGUCUCCGCAGAAUAUUGAAUGGGGUAACAGAGCCCAAACUUCUACAGCUGGCUGGUGUACUGCGAUCAAAACUGCGUUCUCGAGGACGACGAAGCAUUGAUGCUUUUCUCCGAGACGCACAAGAGGAUAAGGUUCGUAGCGCUGCCCCUCGCAUCGAGAGGCUAGCAGCUUCAAGGCCUAACAAAUCUUUUAAUUCGGAAGCGAGAUUGUCCACGUCCGCUGUGAUUCGACGACGGGAACUGGGCCUUCAAUCAAACAGAGGUUGGAGCUCAGCAACAUCACCGAUCUCAUAUCAGUUAAAAAACAAGGUUCAGGACACUCUCGGACCCGUCUCCUCCUACACCGGCGCCUCCAGCGAUGUACAUGCUGUUGCUUGGUCUGUCGGCGGGGAAUGCUUCGCCGCUGGUGCGAUUUGCGUUGACGAUCCUCAUUCUAUGCAGUAUAAUCGAUCAAACAAUCUCUUAUAUGGCGACGUGUCUCGUAACACCAUCAUCGAGUUGGGAAAACACUACGUCGAGAGGCCAAUGACCGAGAUGGGCCCGAAUUCCACCCAUGCAAUGUAUGCUUCGCAAGAUCCAAAACUAUUCAAGACAGUCACGUCAGUUGCCUUCUCUCCGAAUGGGAAAUACAUGUUUUCUGGUGGGUGGGACCAGAACGUGUGGAUCUGGGAGACGAAAUACGACGGCUCGCAACCGAUUGAUGCUGUUUCCUUGCAUCACAAAUCAGAAGUGAGCAUGAUGGCCGUCAAUGCUUCGGGCGUCCUUGCAACCGGUACCAGGAAAUCGACUGGCAAUGCCGUGAAGGUCCUAAGCUUGUGCGAAGAUGAUUUGACGCAGCCACCUGUCACUCUAAAUUUCGCCUCUGAAAAGGCAGCGGCUAGGCCUGACCUGAUGAUGCUUCCCAUGGCGCUCCACUUCUCGCCAAGAUAUGAGAACCUUCUGCUUGCGGGUUUUGGUGCCAACGCGCGCCAAGAUGGACGGGAUGCAAAUGGAGACAUCUGCCUAUGGGACAUCAACGGAAACAAGCAACUCAACAUUUGGGGCGCGGGAAAGAACGUUUUUGAUUUGUCAUUCCAUCCUAGGGAGCGAUGGAUGGCAGUAGCGACCGUCGCAGGCCAGAACACCAACCGAGGAAUGCGUUCGACGGUCCGUGUGUAUAGCGAACAGGGUGGCGCUGCGGACGACAAGUUCAGCACGCUCAUGGAGCUCGAGUGUCAGGCGCUGGAUAUCAACGACGUAGUGUGGUGUCCGGGCGAUGAAUAUCUGGUCGCUGCCGGAUGCACAAGCGGACGAGCAUAUGUAUGGGAUAUCCGCAACCCGAAUCACUUCGUUCGUGAGCUUGCCCACGGCAGCUCUCUAAUGCCUCUCGAUGAUCGUGAAGAUCGAGAGGUCGUGGACACCGGCAUCCGUUUUCUCAGUUGGGGUAAUAACGCCACACGCCUUUACAGUGGCUCAUCUGACGGAGUGGUGAAGGUCUGGAACGUCGCGCGAUCGGAGGAAGAGACGUUUGUAAAGGAUCUCAUCACCGUUGAUUCUGGCAUCAUGUCCGGAGCCUUCAGCCCCGAUUACAGCAGACUCGUGUUGGGCGAGGUCAAUGGGUCUGUCAACGUCCUCGAAGUUGGCCGGGACGACUGCUCUCUCAAGAACGCAUCCAGGAUGAAUUACGUUCCUUUUAUAGACGACGAACCCGACUUUGAGAAACAAUUGCCAACACCCACGUCCGCAGCUGCCGACUCCGGAGUCGCCACAGCUAGGGAGCUCUUCGCGACUGGCCAAAUGACAAUCAAGCCGAUGGGUGGCCUUCCUAUCAAACAAGCAGUGCAAGGCCCUUCCUACGCUGGACCCUACGAUACGAGUGUUGACGCACCCUUCCUUCGCGAACAAGCUUCGGAAAUGCAACUUAAGUUUCCUGAAACGUCAGAGUCUCCAUGUUCAGCAUGCCUUGUCUUCGGAUCGGAUCCUGUCAAGAUUACGAGCGAGGAGAUUGGCGACUCUGGCAGGAGCGUGGAUCGGAUUCCUGAGGAAAUACGCUCGCGAUGGUUAGCCGGGACAGUAGAUCUCAAGAUUCCACCCACACAGGUUCCGUGUGCAACGUGCGGACGUGCUGCUCGGCCUUCAGACAGAACCAAUCUUGGGGAUGGUACACCGCUGCCGGCAAGGUGUGAGCGCUGCAAUUUCGCAUGUCUGCGAUGCGGCGACAACAUGACCCUCUCGAUGAACAUUAAGAAUGAGAUAUGUCAUUGUAAUGCAUGCGGACUGGGAUGGCAUAUUGGGGUCCUGGGCUACGAACCCAUGGGAGUAAAUUCUGUUAAACGACCACGAAGAAUAAUAUACAACGACAUCCCUAAGCUUGAUGGCUUCAAGCAUGAUUUGUACCUCGCGGAACUCGAGACGGGUUCGCCCACAGGUGACGAGGACGCGAGCUUCGGAGACGAAAUGAAUGCGUUGACGGAUUACUACUUCUCCUUGGCAGUCGACCGCCCGCAGUCGCCGCCGCUGCUAUGA
Messenger RNA from Paraphaeosphaeria sporulosa, 3633 nucleotides. RefSeq lists its product as uncharacterized. The record is from RefSeq and is a predicted model, not a curated record. The transcript has 2 exons. NCBI's taxonomy places the organism in Eukaryota, Fungi, Ascomycota, Dothideomycetes, Pleosporales, Didymosphaeriaceae. Gene Ontology annotation, biological process: regulation of actin cytoskeleton organization; TOR signaling. Gene Ontology annotation, cellular component: TORC1 complex; TORC2 complex. Gene Ontology annotation, molecular function: protein binding. Bases 1 to 3633 code for a protein of 1210 amino acids.